AUUUCGCGGUGCUCGCGGCGCGCAGGCGCGUACGCACGCCGGACCAAGAUGGCGACCGAGUGAUUCCAAGUUUGAAUUAAAUUCUGAAAUAACUAAACGUAUUCGCUGUUUCGAAUUUAUCAAUGCUAAAUUGCUGUUUAGUGAUAUUUAAAACGCGAUCGUUGACUUUAAGCUUUUUAUCGAUAGUGUGCGAACAUUGAUUUUUGCAUGGUGCUGACACGAGUAUAUACAUGUUGGUACACCAUAUUAUUACAGUUAUGAAGCAAUCAUGAGUCAGAAGAUAUUGAAGAUUAAUAAAUUUUAUAUCUCAAUCAAGAUGGUAUGAAACGAAAGAUUCGUUUAUAAUCCGCAAGACGUAGCCUAAAAGGCGUGUUGCAAGUAAGGUUCGAGCGCGGAUCUACGCGGUCGGCCUUACUAACAGGUGAGGCGGCGACGCCACACAGAACAUGAUACUAAGGUUGCCGUGCCCUUUCACACAGACAUCCCUAGCCAGUUUACGACAAGCGCCCGCAUCCGGCCACUCCACCGGGCCGGCCUGGUGGACCAUGAUGAACGGGGUCGGCGGCGCGCUGUACGAGGAAGCGCACGCGUCGCCACCCGGCGGCUCACCACCAGCCGCGCCCGCCGCAGCACCACCUUCCGCAUCCAGCGCAUCGCCGGCCUCAGUGGGCUCCAACCCUCCACAGGCGCCCUUGCACAUUCCGGCUAAGCGCUAUGAACCUGAGCCGGGAGUCAUUCGGCACGCGCAGCAACCGUGGGGCUACCCACCUGAUGCGCCGCCCUCCUUCGAGUAUCAAUACCCCACCGCGCCAACCUACCACAAUUUGCCAGUUGAAAGGGAGCGUAAGUCGACGUUACCCUUCUGGCCGACUAGUGGAGGCGACUAUAAACCGUAUGCGGACGGUGGCUGUCAUCAAGGUUUCUCACAGCCUUGCUGGAACUACGCAUACGGUGCACCACGUGGAGACCAGUCCUUACCCUACGUCGGUGGUGACGAACGCCGGACGGCAGUAUCCGAAGCCUCCAGCUUCUCCCACGAUGCAUAUGGCCUGCGGAACUAUGCACCCGAGACGGUGCCCACUGGGCCCUACCCGCCUCCAGGCUCUCUGCCAGGUUCCCUUUCGAUGUCAGUCGGCGUAGGAGUCGGUUGUGGCUCAUCGAAUCCCCUAGACUGGACCGGUCAAGUGACGGUCCGUAAGAAACGCAAACCAUACUCGAAAUUCCAAACAUUGGAAUUAGAGAAGGAGUUUCUAUUCAACGCGUACGUAUCAAAACAGAAGAGGUGGGAGCUCGCGCGGAAUCUGAAUUUGACAGAGAGACAAGUGAAAAUAUGGUUCCAGAACAGACGAAUGAAGAAUAAGAAGAAUUCACAGCGGCAAGCGGCGCAAGCGGCGCAGAACAAUAACAAUAACUCGAACGCCAAUAACCACAACCACCACGGCGGCCACCAUCACGCACCGCACCACGUGGCGCUGCACCACGCCGCUCCAGCCAAGCACCAUCAGUGACCCGCGCCUUUCUCUGGGACUUAUCCCCUUCACCACGGUAUAGCCAGCUAAAUCGAAGGAAAGUUCCAAAGGACUAAUGUGAUGUGGUCGUACUUAAAGGUUUUAGGGUGUUUUAACGUCCCGUCGUCAUCCGAUCUAUAAUUGAAUCGUAUGUCGCUAUACCGUCUCGUACGUAAACUGGACGCUUUGCGCCUCGAGUCCCAGAGAAUCUCAUAGUAAGAUAAAAUUGUGUUGUCGAUUUGUGUAUAGUAUUAAUUACAAAAAUUAUGUUCUGUAAUUUUAACGAGACUAAGUACAUGAGUAGAUAACGAUUCCUGAUAUUAAUAAUGUCUAGUAUAGCGCUGAUUAUGUAUUUGAAAUUUAUAUAUGAACGAAUUACGAAUAUAUAUAAAGACGUCACCGAUGAAUCAUAGUUUCUAGAUAGUUUAUUAAAAAUAAAUUUUGUAAAAUAUUUUUGUGAGACUGCUUAUUGUUGUAUUCGUAUCGCUGUUCGAAAGGGUGAUUAGUCUUUAAUCAGUUAAUUUUUAUUUUCGUUACCAAAUUGUUGAAUUACUCGGGUUGCUUUGGUGGCAGUUAUAGAUAUCCAUUGUCGAGUUGUACGAUAUAUAGACACUAAUUAUAGAUAACGGCAGCCAUUAUAGCUAAUAUAUACCUAUCGCUAUCAUCGACGCAUCACAUCCUAUUAAAUAUUCCAGUAAUAAGCAGAAUAUCCACAUUAUGAUCAAAUAUUUAUUACUGUUUAAUUUCUUAUAUCAUAAUUCGUAAAUUUUGUUAUAUAAAUUAUGGAUUUCUGACAAAGCUUUAACUCGGUUCCAGUAGAAUUAUACAAUAAGUUACUGUUAUGACAUUUUUUUUUUUAAUAUUGAAGUUGAUGUUAUAAUCAAUUAAUUAGGUAUUAUGGGCAAGUGCAUUAAUAUUGUCCUCUAUUGGUUCAUUGUACUGUUCGCUUUAGCCUGUCCUAUUACUUUUAUUUUGUUUUAGUUGAAUAUUUUAUUAUUUAUUUAUACACAGAAUGUAACUGUAAUAUAUAAAGUAGUUGUAUCAUUCUCUACAUCGAACUAAUUGAUUUUAAUUAAGCGUAUGUAAAAUUUUAUAAAAUCCAUUUUAUUUGUAGUGAUCAGAGUUACUCAUCCCAGUUUUAGGAUAUCCAUUUUGUAAUAUUUAGCAACCUUCAUCUUUCCUAUUUUAUGAUAUUAUUAUAUCUAUGUAAUAAAUGUUUUAUUGUAAUUAAAGUUAGUAGUUCAAUCGGAUCUAAUUCAUUAAAUCUGUAUUGUCCCGUAAUUUUAUAUAGUGAAUAAUUAGAUGUUUUUGUACAAGUGGCGACCUCGUCUAGGUAACCGAAUUUCUGUAUUAUUGCAAAGCAUCUAAUAAUAAACAAUAUAAACGUAGUUGAUCGAAGUUUAAAUUUAGAGAGAUUUCAUAUUAUCAAACCGUUUUCAUAAAGUAAUAUUGGCUUAUAAAAUAUAGAAAAUACGAUGCAUUUUCCAUUAAAACAUUAUAUGAGUAUCAAAGCACGUAAUUAUUUCAAAAUAAAUAGAAAUUAAUUGGCAAAGUACUUAGUGAUGAAAUUUCUGUCCUAUUAUUCAAAUUUGAAUAGUAUCUUUGCACAAACAGAUUUUUAAGUAAAAAAAAGUAUUUCUUUUUCAAUUGGAACUGUAUAUUGCCGAUUUCAGGAGACAUUACUAUAGAACCAUACCUAAAUAUAUUAAUGUAAUAAUUAAAGGUCUCGUAAUUAUUAUUGUACAGUUAAAUUAAUGUAGUUAAUCACGCCAGAAAAAUGUGAGUUUUUGUUAAGUAUAAUGUAUAAUUAAAAUGAAUGUGCUCUCGACAGUUUUAUGACGAAUUUAGAAAAGAAUGUAUGAAAGGGGAAAAAAAUUAAAUACUUCGUCGUGUCUGGGC
Diatraea saccharalis (sugarcane borer) is the source of this 3407-nucleotide messenger RNA. NCBI's taxonomy places the organism in Eukaryota, Metazoa, Arthropoda, Insecta, Lepidoptera, Crambidae. The record is from the annotation of a GenBank genome assembly.